Messenger RNA from Nomascus leucogenys (northern white-cheeked gibbon), 1392 nucleotides. It is a transcript of the gene TPRX1, whose product is annotated as tetrapeptide repeat homeobox 1. Gene Ontology annotation, molecular function: RNA polymerase II cis-regulatory region sequence-specific DNA binding; DNA-binding transcription factor activity, RNA polymerase II-specific. The record is from RefSeq and is a predicted model, not a curated record. Gene Ontology annotation, cellular component: nucleus. Gene Ontology annotation, biological process: regulation of transcription by RNA polymerase II. Lineage: Eukaryota; Metazoa; Chordata; Mammalia; Primates; Hylobatidae.
AUGGAUGAAGCUGGAAACCAUCAUUCUGAGCAAACUAUCACAAGGACAGAAAACCAAACACCGCAUGCUCUCACUCAUAGGAGGAUGGAGUCCUGUCUGUCUUGUUCUCAGCUGUAUUCCCAGUACCUGGGGCUGUCUCAGACACACAGCAGCCCUCCCCUGGCCCCGGACCCUCCAAGGAGACAGCGGCAGGAGCGCACUGUCUACAAUCAGAGCCAGCAGGAAGUGCUAGAACUUUACUUUCAGAAAGAACAGUACCCGAACUACGACGAGCGACUGAAUCUGGCGAAGACACUCGGCUUCAGGGAGCAACAACUGCAGGUGUGGUUCAAGAAUCGCCGCGCCAAACUAGCUCGGGUGCGGCGGCUCCAGCAGCAGCCCCAGCGCGUCCCUGGGCGGAGAGGCCGAGGAGCCCGCGCUGCGCCCCUAGUCCUUGCAGCCGCUGCCUCCGCACCUCAGCCGGGCCCCUCAGGAAUCCUUCCAGCGGCAGAACCCACGAUCUGCAGCCUCGACCAGGCCUGGGGUGGCCCUGGGUGCAGAGCCCAGAAGGGCAUCCCAGCUGCCCUGAGUCCGGGCCCUGGCCCGGUCCCUGCCCCAAUCCCAGGCCCAGCUCAGGUCCCAGGCCCGAUCCCAGGCCCAAUUUCAGGCCCAGUCCAGAUCCCAGGCCCAUUCCGUGGCCCAAUCCCAGGCCCAAUCCCAGGCCCAGCCCAGAUCCCAGGUCCAAUCCCAGGCCCAAACCCAGGCCUGAUCCCAGGCCCAUUCAGGCCCAGCCAGAUCCCAGGCCCAUUCCGUGGCCCAAUCCCAGGCCCAAUCCCAGGCCCAGCCCAGAUCCCGGGCCCAAUCUCAGGCCCAAUCUCAAGCCCAAACCCAGGCCCAGCCCAGAUCCCGGGCCCAAUCUCAGGCCCAAUCUCAAGCCCAAACCCAGGCCUGAUUCCAGGCCAAAUCUCAGGCCCAGGCCCAAUCAUAGACCCGAUUCCUGGCCCAGCCCAGAUCCCAGGCCCAGGCAGACUCCGAGGCCCAGGUCCCAUCUUAAGUCCUGGCCGGAUGCGAAGCCCUGGCUCACUUCCAGGCCUAGCCCCGAUUUUAGGCCCAGGCCCAGGCUCAGGCUCAGCCUCAAUCCCAGGCCCAGGAUCACUCCCAGCCCCGGCCCCCUUAUGGCCUCAGAGCCCUGAUGCCUCCGACUUCUUGCCAGACACCCAGUUAUUCCCUCACUUCACAGAGCUGCUCCCACCCCUAGACCCCUUGGAGGGAUCCUCAGUCUCCACCAUGACCUCUCAGUACCAAGAAGGGGAUGACUCUAUGGGCAAAAAAGACUCAGGGUCUCAGCACCAAGACGAGGGUGGCUCUGUGAAUGAAAAUCACUCAGGCCCCAGGUCAUUACUGGAUUUAUAG